CUGCAGCCUGCUGUACAUGAGCACCGGCAGAAGAACCCAGCACAUGAAGAAUAUUUGACUCUCUGCAAGGAUUGAAGUCUUUGAGCUCAGGGUUGAGAUUCCUCGCUCCUUCAGGUUUCGUAAGCGGUCCUGACCUGAGGCUGAACUCUCAGAUAUAUAUAAAGACACCCAUCUCGCCCCUGUGGGCGGUCUAUCCUUCAAGCUCGGGUCCUCUACCAGAGGUCUGGGAGCUUGAGGGUCCUGCGCAGUAUCUUAGCUGUUCCCAGGACUGCGCUCUUCUGGACAGAGAUCUCCGAUGUUGUUCCCGGGAUUUGCUGGAGCCACUCGCCUAGCUUGGGAGUCACCGAGUGCUCCGAUUACCUCUGGGACCACCGUUACCUUCACCCUCCACAUCCACAGCUCUUCUCUGAGCUCUUGGCAUUUCUCGAGCUUCUCGUGUUCCUUCUUCCUGAUGUUGCUGUCAUUCGGAUCUCUCUGAUUGGCCGUGGUCCAGUUGAAAGUGCAGGUGGAUAGAGAGAGAGCUUGAACCAUGUGGAGCUUCUAUACGAUACAUAAUGAAACCCCCUACACAUUUCACUACUGUAGUAAGGGGAGAGAGGGUGUGCGUACAGUGCGUGGCAACAGCACAGGAGAGUACCUGCAUGCAUUACCACCAUUUUGGGGGCUCUCCUUUAGAUAUGGAGAUCACUCAGAAAGUGACCUCACUGGUGCAGGUGGUGGCGCUUCGUACACCAUAAGAGAGAGUAAAGACCACAAGGAAUUUGAACUGGUCCACAACAUGUUAGGUAGUGUUGUUGACCGUUGUCCCAACUUUGGCAGAAAUGAUGAAGAGAAACGAGAACGUGAGAAACGCCAACAAGAGGAGCGACGCAGGAAAGAAGAAGACGAGAAAAGGCGUCAGGCAGAGCUUGAGCGACAGAGGAAGAUCCAAGAGCAGAUGGAAAAGGAGAACGAAACAUUAAGAAAAAAGCUCAAUGAAGCUCACAACAGGUUUCAGGAGGAGGAAAACCUCAAAACCUGGGAGCACCGUCAGCAGCACUCUCAAGUUCUACACCAGCUCUUGGAAGAUGAAGCACAUCACAUAGAGAGAGAUGAGGUCACUGAUGUUAAUGAGAAGUUUGAAAAACUUCUAUCAAAGUACGACAUCAGAGAGGAUGAACAGUUACAGAUCCAGCUGGAAGACAGGAUGAAGACUCUCCAAAAUAAGCUGACAUUACAAUAUUUUAAUGAGCACCCCCACUUCGUCCCCACUUCGUUACUGUGGGCUUUGGAUCAGACUACUGGAUAUGUGCUGCUGUCUCUGACUGAGAGGUUCAACAUCCUGGAGGCAGUGCUGAAGGUGACCUUAGAGGGUGACCCUGAUUUUGAAGAUCUCCUCCAAAAUGGACAAGACAAGAAGACAGAGUUCCUCCUCAGCUUGCAGGAACAGCUACAUGCUGAGAAUCCAACACUGGCCCAACAGGUGUUAGCAAAUGUUCUGGACCUGUCCUCAAAGCUACCCCGAUCAGGUAAGGAGAUCGUCAGUCAAAUAGUGUUCAACAACAUCUGGGCACCAAAAGACAUCAAGCGUUUCCUUGGAAAGACCUUAAGCAUGGAUCAGAAAACAGUCACAAAAAUCCUCCGCAAAGCGUGCACCUACAGGCUGAGCUGUGACGACGCUCUCUCUGCCCUGAAUGAAGACGAUCCUGCAGAGUACAUCCAACAUUGUGUGGACAAAGCUGAGCAAGACAAAGAUGCUGACACACUUUUGGCUGAAAUGGAAAACAAAAACUUUCCAGAGUGUGUCCCGUCACUCCUGCGAGAAGUCCUGACAUAUAUUGAAGAAGAGCUACCCAAAUAUGGAAGUGUGCCCAUUAACAGGGAGAUGAUUGAAGACUGUAAAAAGAUAAUAACGGCUCUCGAUUUUAACAAUCCUAAGAUUGAUGCUCUGAAGAAAGUCCUGAUCAUCGUAUCCAGAGCUGUAAAGGAAUGCACCGCCUUUACCACUCAGAGCGGUGAACAUGUGCAGGGCUACUUCCCAAGACCCAGUCAGCUGGCAUCACUGCUGCUGCUCCUGCUGCCACAGUCUGGGGAUAAGGAAGGUUGUCUGUUGGAAAUCAGCACUGGAGAGGGCAAAACUUGUAUUUUAGCCAUGUUUGCUACAAUACAGGCCACCCGAGGCAUAAAGGUGGACAUUGUGACAAGCUCUCCUUUGUUAGCAAGUCGUGAUCAGGAUAAGUGGAGAAAAUUAUAUGAUGUGUUUGGUAUUACAUCAUCCACGGUCCCUCCAACACACAUCGAUACCUGCUCUUUUAAAGAUCAUGACAAGCUGCUUGAGGAUGCAUACAGCCAGCAGGUCGUUUAUGGUACAGUUGGUACGUUUGCAGCAGAUACACUGAGGCAAGAGUUUGAGAAGAAGACUACCCGAGGUCCGAGGAGGUUUGAGUGUGUGGUAGCAGAUGAGGUGGACUACAUGACGUUGGACAGUGGUGUCCAGGUCACGUUCCUGUCACACCAAGCCGGCAGCCUAAGGCACAUGGAGCAAGUCCUGGCAAGCAUCUGGGCCAUGAUGUCGUCCUGCAAGCCAAUAGAAAUGUUUGAAACGGGGGAGAUCAGGUGGGGAACCAGGAUCCAGCACUUCCACAAGGCUGUAAUGCAAGCAGUGGUUGGCUCAGAAUCAGAAGAUGUUUCAGCUGCUGACAUACUUGUUCUUGGUGCCCAGCUGGGGCUUUAUUCACAGGAGGAUGUGGAUGAAUUAAAUAAAGCAGAUGGUCAGACACAAACAGAGACUGACAGCUUUAAGGAUGCCAGGUGGAAAGCUACUGAGAAAAUCAUGGCCAACAUUGGACCAGAAGAACAGUGUGAGCUGCUGAGACAAGUUCAGACAAAAAUAGAAAACGGUGUAUCUGUAAAUUGUUACUCACUAAUGAACAACAAAGCCAAACUUUACAGCAAGGACAGCUCUCAUGGAGACCCUGAUGUCAGCCUGCUUCUCCUGGAGAAUGGCUGUACCUGUGAAAUCAUGUCCGAGGAAUCCAUCAUCCAAGGAGCUGUGGACAAAUUAAAACCAACAAUUAAAUAUUCUGAUGAGUGUUCAGUGAAGUCAUUGGAUGAGUGUAAGGGAUUUAUUGUGAUCCCCUCUUUUUUGAAAAGAUACAUUGAGAAUCAGUUACCAGUUUUUGCCGAGAACGCCUUAAAAGCCAUCAGAAUGACUCAGGGAAGAGAGUACAUGAUUGAGAAAGCACCUGAAGCUGACGCAGGUGGUUUCAGUGAUGCUGACAGUCAUCAGUAUGAUGCCAUAAUUCCUGUGGACUUUGAGGCCAGUGGGGUGUUGGAGAAAAACAAGCGAUGGGGUGACGGCCUACAACAGUUUCUGGAGAUGAAGCACCAGCUGGCCAUUUCACAGCUGUCCAAUGUAACAAAUUACAUGUCAAAUGUCCAUUUCUUUAAAAGGUACCUCAAUGGAAAAGGCAUUUUUGGUGUUUCUGGGACAUUAGGGGGGCAAGCUGAGAAAGUAUUUCUAGAACGGCAUUACAAAACAGCAAGCUAUGUCAUUCCAGCUCACCGCCAUAAAAAGCUUGUUGAGUUGCCAGCAGUUCAGGUGAGUGGAGGCAACACUCAGUGGAUCCAGGUGAUCUGUGAAACUGCACAGAGAGCUGCAGACAGAGGCCAAGUUGUUCUUAUCAUUUGUGAAGAUGUUAAAACUGCAGAUGAGCUGAAGACAAACAUGCAUGUUCCAGAAAGGCAAGCCAAUGAGAUCACCAUGUACACAAUCAGCGAGAAGCACAACAUCGAGAAACAGAACUUUAGCCGGGGAAACAUUAUCAUUGCUACAAACCUCGGUGGCCGUGGGACAGACAUACACGUUCAGCAGGACGUGAACGAGUGUGGAGGUCUCUUUGUGCUCCUUACAUACUUUCCUAGAAGUCACCGUGUGGAGCGACAGGUCUUUGGACGCACCGCCCGAAAAGGAAACCCAGGGAUGGUUCAGAUGGUUCUCAACCUGGGCCAUCUUGCACCAGCCUACCAAGGCCAUUCAAUCGAAACCAUGAGACAGCUCAGAGAGGAGUAUGAGCUCAGACAUUUAGACAGCAUGGAGAAAAAUGAACUCUGUGAAAUUGACAUGAAGGAAACUCUGUUCUCCAGUUUCUGUCAGUUUCUCUGUGACUUUGACAAGAAUUACACAGUGGAAGAAAGGAGUGACCUGUCCAAGAUGAAGCUGAAGGAUGUUCCUGAAUAUUUUAAGAUCCAUCAGAACAAGUUCGACUAUCAGACUGCACUGAAUGCUUUGAAAGAAUCGUGGGCUUUGUGGCUCAUCCUUCAUGAAAAGCACAUCAGCAGACAUGACGAUAUCAGCAAGCUGAGAGAAGACCUCACCAAAGACUUGAAGAAGACUGGUGACUUCCUCCUGCAGGGGACGAGCUAUAAUUUCUAUGAUUACAUCAAACAGGCAGCAAGCAGAACUGACCUGCACUGCAUGAACACAACUAAAUGUGACUUUGGAGCAAAGACUUGCUGGCAGAGAGCUGCAGAGUGUGAUCAUUUCUACAGUGCUGUGGCACUUUAUAAUCAAGCUUACAUCACACUCAACCUCAGAAAAGGAGACUACAUAGCUGAGGCAAAGGAAUUAUUGGAGGAAGCACAGUCUGCAGUGGAUGUCUAUCUCUCAGAAUCAACAAAUACGAUGAUGUUUUGUAAUUUUUCAGUGACGAGUGGCUUUGUUCCACACCACACAAACAGCAACCUCCAGAUCCAAAUGCAAGCCAGGAUGACUAUCUUCAAAUCUUGGAAAAGAUACAUUGAAAGUGCCCUGACAACUCUGAAACAGCUCGAUGGCAGCAAAGGUGAUGCAGAAGUAGAGGAUUCCAGUGUGUACCAUCUUUCCAAAGAUAAAGAUUUAAUCACCACCAAUGAGCUGAUGAUGCUCUAUGAGAAUGGCCUUAGCACAGUCUUUGAGGUUAAAAAGAAGCCCGAGUUCUGCUAUGAUGCCCUUGCUUGUUUUGUUCUCGGUGCCCUUCAAGUCGCAGCAGGUGUUCUUGUUUGUGCUCUGUCAUGUGGUGGUGCCAGUCAGUUUGGACUUGGACUGAUCUGUGAGGGAGUAUCUGACAUGAUUCAAGGGAUCAAAGGAAUGAUACAAGGAGGCUUUGACUGGGCUGAAUGGGCGAUCUCCAAGGCCAUCAGCAUUGGGUUGUCUCUGAUCUCUGGUGGAUUCAGCCGACUAAAGAAAGCUGCAAGUGCAGUGCGUAGUGGCACAAAAGGUCUGAUCGCAGGAGCAAAGACUAGUGCCUACACAGUAAAACAGUGUUUUCUGAAGGCAGGAAAGUAUGCAGUUCAGGAACUGGGGAAGCAAGGAUGCCUCAGUGCUCUGAGUUAUACUGCUGAGAAGGCAAUUAAUGCUUUUUUCCAAAAAGUUCUGAGGAAAGUCUUUGAGGAAAAGGUGCUUUCACUCAUAAAAGCCAACCAUGACCUGGAUGAAGUUCUCACAAGCUUCAUUUGCUCAGGAAUACCAAAGAAUAUCCUGGAGAAUGGGUCCAGGGAAUUCAGAAUGCACAAAGAGUGUGAGGAAGAAAUACUUCAGUCAGUGGAUCUGAUAACAAGAGAAGUGAUUCCUGACCUGAUGAUGAAUUGUACCAUGGUUCUUAAGGCUCUUGAUGGACUUUCAGCGGUCUGUGGUGCUGUAACACAACACAUAAAGAGCAAAAAAGGGUCCGAUCGAAUAGAAAAUAUUCUAAUGGGUUUGGAAGCAGCUAAAUAUGUCACAGCCUUUGUACAAAUAUGGAAUUCAGUACCAACAGAGAAAGUCAUUAACAACACCUUUGUUCCUAAGCUCUUGCAAAGCAUGGAAAAACUACCUCAAGAAAGGAAUGACCAGGAUGAAAGACACAGUUUAUCAGAUGUGAAACGCUUUAAAGAUGAACUCAUCAACAUGAUUGCAGAAAGUGUUUCAAACUCUUAUGUUGAGGCCUGUUCCAGGCAUAUGACCUCCAUCAUGAGCAAAAUGUGCAUAAGUGAAAUAAACCAUGCUGUUGGUGGUGCUGUUAGCAACAUACUUGGCAGGGCUGACACCCAAAGUUUCUUUAACAACCAGGAGUAUAAGUACAACAUGAAAAAGGUCAUCCAGUGUCCGCGUGAGUCCCUGUCAGAGUCUGACAAGAAAGACUUGGAGUGCUACAUAGAGGACAUUUCUGAUGUUAACCGCCCUGCUACAGCUUUGGACAUCCAUGUCCUCACCCAGAGUGAUGCUUUGGAAGGCAAAGGAAUCAAACUGGUUAUGGUGGACAAAGAUGGAAAGAAGCUUUCAGAAGACUAUUUUCCUGGGAAGGAGGACUCAGCAGGCGAUAUAGUCCUCCAACUGAAGAAGGAGCCAGAAAAUCCAACACAGAGGAGGGGGUUCUUCUCAAAGAUAACUAAACGGAUUCGUGGUGAACAGAGCCCGUGCAGUGGUCAUUUUGAAAUCCUGAGACCAGAUGGAACUGUGAUCCCAGUAAAUUCAGAAGAUCAGAACUGCCUCUACCACGCUGUUGCCCAGGCCACCUGUAAAAAUCCAGGUGAUGUAGGAGAAGAGGCACAGAUCCUUCGGGAGCAGGUCAGAAACAAUCUUCAGCAAAACCUACCCAAAUACGUAGGAGCUCUGAAGCUGCAGAAAGGAUAUGAAACCUGUAACUCUCCUGGAAGAUAUUACAUAUGUGGAGGAGAUCGAAAGGUGCGAAGAAAAGCCGUAGACGAUUUCAACGCCAUCUUGGGCGACACGAGCAAGAAAGGUUUGAGUCCAGAGGAAUUACGAGAUAUCCAAGAACGACGUCUGGGUUUGGUUGGAACGCACGCUGAUGUGUACAAAAUCCGGGUGGAAACCUCAAACCAAAGAGAAUGUGGUGAAAACAGGCUGGCAGUGGAAGCAGACCACGUCCCACCUAAAUGUGUGUUUCAGAAUGCCCUUAAAACGUUGCAGGAACCUGAGAACGUAAAGUUAAGAGAGAACCUGAAAAACAAAAGUCCCCACCUUCAUGCACUGUUGGAUAAAAACGGAGACCGCGGGCUGUGCAGAGAGGUUCUGAAAUCGCACCACGAGGCAGGCCUGACCUGGCGCAACAGAAAAGAGUCUCGUAUAAUCAGCGAGAAGCUUGAGGAGAUUCUUAUUUCUGGAGAUGGGGAAAAACUGGUGAAGAUGUCGCUGCUGGCAGCCAAUCCAGUUACAUCCAAUUCUCUCAGGGAGGAUGCAGGAAUCCUCUCACUGAACAUCUCAAAUAUGUCCAGAGACGCAACGAAGCGCUACCACGAUGUUGGAGACAAGCUGCUGGUGGAAGGUUACUACAAGAAAGGAGUCCUGAACGAGGAGGAGAGGCACAGCAUCAUGGACUGGCUGAAGGGCGGAAACCUGUACUCAAAGAACAUGUCAGAGUACAAAGAGAUGUGCCGUGAGCUGAGAGCCAAGAUACACAAACACAACAACAACAGUGGAAAAUAACAACAGA
Molecule: messenger RNA, 7451 nt
Organism: Pelmatolapia mariae (spotted tilapia)
Lineage: Eukaryota; Metazoa; Chordata; Actinopteri; Cichliformes; Cichlidae
Exons: 12
Coding region: 530-7444 (2304 amino acids)
Biological process (GO): protein import; protein targeting; intracellular protein transport
Cellular component (GO): membrane
Molecular function (GO): ATP binding
Source: RefSeq, a predicted model, not a curated record